This is a messenger RNA of Camelus dromedarius (Arabian camel), 2928 nucleotides long. RefSeq names its product family with sequence similarity 72 member A (gene RUMY1). Bases 1395 to 1844 code for a protein of 149 amino acids. Gene Ontology annotation, cellular component: cytosol. The record is from RefSeq and is a predicted model, not a curated record. Lineage: Eukaryota; Metazoa; Chordata; Mammalia; Artiodactyla; Camelidae. The transcript is spliced from 4 exons.
GAAUAGCUGAUCCCGAGAGGACAGGCGUGAGAAGGAGGGGCUGGAGAAACUGGGAGGUGUGACUAGAACUACCGAGGCGUGGUCUCAAAGUAAGCUCCUCCCGGGGUUGCCGAACCCCAAAGCAGAAUUGAUGGGCAGGAUUAAGACAGGACCAACAACCUAACACAAACUCCUAAGAGAAGUCACGACCAAUUGGACCUGGGUAGAGAGGAGAGGCGUUGCGGAGAAUUUUAGCCAAUAGAGAGUGGAGACCGGCGGGGACUGUAGAACGUCUUUCAAUAAGAAGCGCGAAGGGCGUGCCUUUCUGCUUUCACUGGGGCGGGAGUAGGAUUCGCCCAAACCUCCUGGAGCCGGCCAAUGAGAUUGGAGGUGGGGGCAAAGUAUGGCCAACCAGAAAGCCGAACUGAUCUAGGCACCGUUACUUGGGCGGGGCGUACGGUCACCUAGCCACUAGGAUCUCGUCAGGGGCAGGUUCCCGAGCCUUCCAAUGCGGAACGUGGGCGAACUCUAGUUCUCCCAAUCAGUGCGCCGCGCUGGCAAUUCAAACUGACAGCCGGUUGGAGAAGCAGAGAGCGGAAGAGGGAGCAAAAAACGACUUGUGCGGUGACAGAGACCCCCACGCCAACUGAGCCCCCAAAGCGACUUCUGCCCCACUCCACCAACACCACCGCGCGCUCUGGAGCGGCCGCGAGGGAGAGACUCGAGGGAACCGCGGAGGGCACUGGGGAGAGCUGAGGGGAGGGAGACGCAAGAGGAACGGCGCGAGAGCCCGCAUGCUGAGUGAAGCGAGGGGCCGGCGAGCGAGCAGAGAGGAGGAGGCUCGCGGGAGGGCUGAGGAGCGGUUGGGAUCGUCCCGGUGGGAAAAGCUGAGGAAAUUUCUGAAUCCUGGGGAGAGGAGAAAGAUUUCCAACGAGGAGGCGUGAGUAGGGCAGCUUAGCCUGAGAUCCAAGAGAGAGAAAUUGGAGCGCUCCGAGGGAGGGGCUUAAAAGGAAAGCCUUUAGAUAAUGCGCCUGUACCGGAGAAGCCCAGGGAAUUGCGAACGGGGCGGGAGCUAAAGAGUAGAGGAUCCUUCUAGACGGGAGAAAGGGAAAACUGUAGAGAAGUUCCCGAGGCACCUUGCGGCUUGCCUCUUCCCCACUUCAAACUCCACUCCCUUCCCCGAAAGUUAAAGGGAAAGCCAAGUUUGCUGCUUCUCCCCUCUUCCCCCCUCAAUAAAUAUUACUUUUACUCUCGCAGGGGAAAACAGAAAAGAGCUCCUUUCCUUCGCAAUUUUAGGGCUUAGAGAAGUUCGAGGCCUCGCAAUUUAAUUUUUUGGCCCGGGGAAUCAAACUAGGAAGGGUAUUGCUCUUGUUUUCCAUUUUCAAAAUCCCACACCUCAUCCUUGCCGGGACGCCAUGUCUACCAGCAGCUGUAGUUUCAAGGACCGGCGCGUGUCCAUCCUGUGUUGCAAAUUCUGUAAACAAGUGCUCAGCUCUAGGGGAAUGAAGGCUGUUUUGCUGGCUGACACUGAAAUAGACCUUUUCUCCACAGACAUCCCUCCUACCAAUGCAGUGGACUUCAUUGGAAGAUGCUAUUUCACAGAAAUCUGCAAAUGUAAACUAAAGGAUAUCGCAUGUUUAAAAUGUGGGAACAUUGUAGGUUAUCACGUGAUUGUUCCAUGUUGUUCCUGCCUCCUUUCCUGCAACAACGGACACUUCUGGAUGUUUCACAGCCACGCCGUUUAUGGUAUUAACAGACUAGACUCUACCGGUGUAAACUUCCUACUUUGGGGCAACUUGCCAGAAAUAGAAGAGAGUACAGAUGAAGACACGUUAGAGACCUCAGCCGAGGAGUGUAUUAGAUGAACAGAAUUAUGAUAUAUACAUAUGAAAUGUUUAAACUUUUUCCUAUUUAAAUUAUAUAUUCAUGGAUCAAUUUUUAAAUUGUUAGUAAGGAUUUGCCAGUGAUUUCUUUUUAUGGAAAACAAAAAUGGGGCAUUUGUUGAUUUAUUUAUUUGCUGUCUCAAAUUAAUUAGCUGAGUUUAAUUUGAACCAAUGUAGUUCUUUUCUUCUACUUCUACCCUCCUUUCCUCUUCCCUCUGCCUGGCAUAGGUAUAUUCUUAAAUUCAGAUAGUAGAAGAUAGUAGAUUCUUUUACAUGUGACUCAGCUAUCUCCCAAUUAGAGAGAUUUUUUUCUUACAACUAUAUGCCAGAUGCCAUUAAUCUUACAGUCCUGAAUAAGAGGCAGUUGGUACCCACACAUAUAUCCAUGCAUAUAUAUGUGUGAAGGUCAGCUGAGAAUUAAAGCUUAAUAGGGAAUUUUUUAAAAAACAGACUGUUAGGUUUCCAUAGGUAAUGGUUAUCAUAUGUUAUAUUGGUGAUAACUAUGUUAAUAUAGAGCAAGACUUUGUAAAUCAGCAAACAGAAUAAAUUAAAAUUUUAAAAUGUAUGGAGAAAUCCUCUUGAGUCCUUAGCAUAAUGUUAGAUAAAUGAAUUUGUCAGAAAAUUAUCAACGUAUACUGUUUACCAAUAUUAUUUAUUUACAUUCUCCUAAAGUCAUAUGGAUAUUGUGUUAUGAAAGCCAGAUAAACUAAGCCUCCAUCUCUAAGUUAUCCCAUUCUCUGGGGCUUUCUCUGUAAAUAGCAAAUUUUGGAUGAGUAGUCUCAGUCCCAACCCUUAAAUAGAAAAAAAUUAAAGAAGUGGUUUGCUUAAGCCAUUGUACAUUACAAAGAGGGUUUGUUUUGUUUUGUUUGUUUUGUUUUGUUUUGUUUUGGCUGCAUUGAGAGCCACACAGGAAUAGGAAACCGGGAUAAUGUUGAGUUCUUGUUGAGUGUAUAGCUAAAAUCAAUGUAUUGCCUUAACUAAUAUCUCAGUUGUAGGCAUUUAGUCAAUAGUGAUACCAACACAGACCAAGUUGCGGUUUUGUAAAUAAAGUUUUGUUCUGAAUACA